This is a messenger RNA of Cynoglossus semilaevis (tongue sole), 2701 nucleotides long. RefSeq names its product lysophosphatidylcholine acyltransferase 2 (gene lpcat2). NCBI's taxonomy places the organism in Eukaryota, Metazoa, Chordata, Actinopteri, Pleuronectiformes, Cynoglossidae. Gene Ontology annotation, cellular component: endoplasmic reticulum. The transcript is spliced from 14 exons. Gene Ontology annotation, molecular function: lysophosphatidic acid acyltransferase activity; 1-acylglycerophosphocholine O-acyltransferase activity; calcium ion binding. The coding region runs from base 209 to 1786 and encodes 525 amino acids. The record is from RefSeq and is a predicted model, not a curated record.
AAACGGCUGUAGCCGGCCCUGGAAACCUCGCUGGAGGUGGAGCCUCCUGUGCAGCUCACGUUGUUUUCUUUCGUAAAUCCUUUAUGUACUCCCUCCUGGGCCUGCGUUGUCGGAAUGUGCAAUAGGUUAAAAUGUUGAGGAAGUGAAAUGACAGAACCACGGCGGUUCAACCUCAACCAUUGCUCGUGUUUCCGCAGCCUGGACUGUCAUGGCUCCACACCGAGUGUUCGCCCUGCCGAGACAGCAGUCUCUCCUCCUGCCUGCGGUCAUCAACCCGUUCGUGCAGGACACUAAGCUGUCCAGAGCUACAGUUAUUAAAUGUGUCCUCCUGGGAGUCUUCCUGGUCCCUGUCCGUGCAGUCCUGCUGUCCCUGGUCCUGAUGGUGACAUGGCCCGUGUCUGUCAUAACAACCUUCCAGCAUCCCCUGAAAGGAGCCGUGCGACCAAUGACAGGCUGGAGACGGUUCAUGUGUCAGAGGAUAAUGUCCGCCUUGGGCAGAGCCUACUUUUUCUGCCUGGGCUUCAGGGUGGUGGUCAAGGGGAAGCAGGUGUGCAGCAGCGAGGCUCCCAUCCUGGUUGUAGGGCCCCACUCCUCCUUCUUUGAUGGGAUUGUGUGCAUCAUUGCAGGCCUUCCCUCCACUGUGUCCCGCACUGAGAACCUGGCUGUUCCUAUAUUUGGCAGGUUUGUGCGCUGCCUCCAGCCAGUGCUAGUUUCCAGAACGGACCCUGAUUCAAGGAAAAACACAAUCCGGGAGAUUGAGAAGAGAGCCAAGUCAGGAGGACAGUGGCCACAGGUUCUGAUCUUUCCAGAGGGGACGUGUACUAAUCGCUCCUGUCUCAUCACCUUUAAACAAGGGGCCUUUAUCCCAGGAGUCCCUGUGCAGCCUGUACUUGUGAGAUAUCUGAACAAACUGGAUACAAUUUCUUGGACAUGGCAGGGUUUUGGCUCGAUGACACUUCUGCUUCUCACUCUUUGUCAACUGUACACCACAGUAGAGAUAGAGUUCCUUCCUCCACAUAUUCCCUCAGAGGAGGAAAAGAAAAGUCCGGCUGUGUUUGCCAGCAAAGUGAGGGAACGCAUGGCACAUGCUUUGGGCAUCCCAGUGACAGACCACACAUAUGAGGACUGUCGCCUGAUGAUCUCUGCAGGAGAACUGACGUUACCCAUGGAGGCCGGUCUGGUGGAGUUCACCAAAAUAAACCGCAAACUGAAUCUAAAGUGGGACAACGUCAGGAAGGAGCUGGAAAGCUUCGCUGCCAUGGCCGGUUCCUGUCACGGAGGACGCAUCGGUAUUGAGGAGUUUGCUAAAUUCCUGAAGCUCCCCAUUAACCCCGCCCUCAGGGAGCUGUUUGCCUUGUUUGAUAGGAAUGGAGAUGGUAGUAUAGACUUCAGAGAGUAUGUCAUUGGUGUGACCAUCCUGUGUCGACCAGCCAACACUGAAGACGUUCUUAGCAUGGCUUUCAAGCUGUUUGACACGGACGAGGAUGAGAAAAUCACACGCGAGGAAUUCACCGCUCUGCUCUACUCUGCUCUGGGUGUGUCAGAUCUGAACAUGGCCAAACUUUUCAAAGAGAUUGAUGCUGAUGGCUCCGGUUACAUCACAUUCAGUGAAUUUCAAGCCUUCGCUUUGAACCACCCAGUAUACGCCAAGCUGUUCACCACCUACCUGGAGCUUCAGAGAUACCAUGCGAUCCAAGAGGCGCUGCCGGGAGAUCUGGAACUCACUGGUCAGCUCGAUUCAAAAGGAACGGAGGAAGAAAGCACCUCCGAUAAGAAGGACGACUGAACCACUGACAAAUGUUUAGACUAAAAGUAAAGGCAGAAUCUUGCUUUAGUCACUUGCCACAGCAGAGCCCCAGCCUUGUAGGCUUUUCCAUGACAGUGUACAUUUUUAAAGUUUAGUGCCUUUUUAAAUUCUGUUUCCAUAUAGCUCGGAAAAAGGUCAUAGGUCCAACAAUAGUUGUCAUUUUUGUGUGCUAUUGCAGAGUAACUGCAUACGCUCCAGUGAACCUCCUAAACAUUUUAGCUUUUAUAUUUUCUACCACUGUUGUGUUUUGUAUCUUAACCAGAUCACCACAGAACUGCUCAGCAGUUUUGUUUUGUUUUUAUGUGGUUCUGUUGAAUUGUUUUUAACUUUGCUUGAACUCAGUUGAAGCUAAAUUUGUGAUUCUUAUCCCCUGCCUUUGUAGUUUCCUGUAAACCAAGUCUUAAAAGUUGCCAAAACAUUGUAAGCAAAGAGACGUCGUACUAAUGUAUUACAGUGUGAAUUGAUGUACAGUAAGGUUUAUUAAGAUGUAAACAAACUGAGAACAUGCAGUUUGUUCUGUUUCCUCCUUACAUCUAGAGCACACGCUGCGUGUUACACUCCGUUUCUGGUGCUCAGGGACUUGGCGGUAUAAUUAGCCAAAGGUUUGCUUUGUAUGUGCUUCUAUUUGCAUCUCACCAGAAGUUUGUUUUGCUGAGGCGGCAGUGCAUCUAUUCAGCCCGAUGUUUAUUAACACGAAGCAAUCACUGGAAUUAGGGCAAUUUGUGAGCAAAAAGGCAGCAGCAGUUUCCACACACCGCCGUAUACCAGCAGGGUAUGAUACCAGAUAAACAAGCAGUACUGUGUUUGCAAUUAUGAGAGGGCAGUAAUGUAUUCUUUAUUCUGUUGUUAAUUCUGCCGGGUUUGCUUUUUAGAAUAAAAUCCAGUUUUAUUUUG